AGAGAGAGGGGGGGAGGGGGAGAGAGGGCCUACUGGAAGGACCUAAAAGAAAGGAGGUAGACAGGAAACAAAGACCCGGUUCUUUUUUUUUGUGGGAUGGAGGAGGAGGAUGAGGAGGGGCUGGCUGGAAAUGAGGGUGGGCAAUUAAAGGUGGAUGGUGGUGAAAGUAAAGAAUUAGUAGUUGGGGAGCAAGCAGAAAAGCAGGAGUUCUUGGGCAUAAAGUUGAGGAAAGGGAUCUUGUUAGGCAGGAGAGGAGGAGCCUUGACCCCGGUGCCCACAUGGAAAAUGGAGUUGAGUGAUGAUGAAAAGGGUGGCAGCAAAAUUUAUUGCGGAGAUAACGGGAAGGGUCUAACAGUGUCUGCUCGGAAGCUUGGCGCUAAUCUCUGGGAGCUUCAGAAGAUUAUGCCACCACCACCUUCAGAUUCCGGUAGGAAAAUGAAGAAAGUUGUCAGGAAGGUAGGGAGGAGUAAAGAGAAAGGCCUUGAUUUUCCUUCUCAUUUGGAUGAUGCUUCUCGCAGCCCAACUCACGAUCAGCGACCAAGUAAUGGUAGUCUGACGAGGCAAGUUGCUGCAUCAUUGAUUGAACAUCAGAAGUUAAUUAAUGGAAAUGACCGGGCCCUGCAGCCUGUAUCUCCUGUCAGUUAUGUUAGUUCAAUGGAGGGUGGAGCAUAUAAUCAGGCUACUACACCAAGUAGUUCAUUGGACAUCAAGAGCAGGCCUGGGGAACUCGGCUGUAAUCUUAAAACAUCAACAGAAUUGUUGAAAGUAUUAAACCGAAUUUGGAUCCUGGAAGAACAGCAGACAUCUAAUGCAUCAAUCAUUAAGACACUGAAACUAGAAAGAGAUCAUGCACGUGCUCAGGUUCACGAAUUGAUUCAAGUGCAGCAAGAAGAUCGUCAAGAAAUAGAUGAAUUGAUGAAACAGUAUGCAGAGGACAAGCUGAUGAGGAAGAGCAGAGAGCAUGAGAGGAUUAAAGCAGCGGUUCAGUCCAUAAGGGAAGAGCUUGACAACGAGAGGAGACUGAGGAGAAGGUCAGAGAGCCUACACAGGAAGCUAGCGAGAGAGGUAGCUGAUAUGAAGUUGGCACUUUCGAAGGCUGUAAAAGAGUUGGACAAAGAGAGGAAAGCUAGACUGGUGUUGGAAGAUCUCUGUGAUGAAUUUGCAAAGGGGAUAGGAGAUUAUGAACAAGAAGUUCGCAACCUGAAAGAAAAGCAUGAGAAAGAACCAGCUGAACGAGAUGACAGAUUUAUACUGCAUAUAGCCGAAGCUUGGCUAGAUGAGAGGGUACAGAUGAAAUUGGCAGAUGCAAAUCAUGACUCCGAUGAGAAGAGCAUGAUGGUGGAUAGACUAAACUUUGAAAUUGAAACAUUUCUCAGAAAUAAACAAUCCCAAGACUCAAAGGUUAUCAAUUAUCUUCAUACGGCUCUGAAGGAUGAUUGGCUCCGUCGGCGCUCACUUGAAUCUGUUCCCUUAAACGAGGCCACCAGUGCACCUCAGUAUGCUGGGGAUGAAGAUUCGAUUGCUAGUGACUUGCAUUGUUUUAACAAGAACGGUGAAGAUGCUGCAAAUGAUGAUAAGAAAAAUUCUCGUGGAAGCAAUGCUGCUGAUGAUCUUGAAGUGGCUAACAAACCUAACUAUGUUAAGCCAAAUGUAGUUUCUCGACAUAGUAUCAGCCAUCGAAAUUCUUCCAGUUUUCAACUACAAUUCAAAGAGAAGAUAAAUGGUUGCAGAACAGGAAGCAGGGCGCCUCUCGCAGACAGGACAAGUGCUGCUCAUACUAGCAAUCUUGAUGAAGAUGAAGCUGACAAAUCCGAUCAGAUUGAAAUUUCCGUGUGUCAAAAUCCUGAAAACUUUGACGUGCAAGAUGGCUGCCAAGACAGGAAAUCAAUUCGACACAUUAUUCAUAGCACGAACCAUCUAACAGAUAAGCCAGUCAGGGGCCAGUCACUGCAUUCCAAUGGCGGUAGGGUCUGGUCUGAAAUUGAUCACAACGAAGAAUCUUAUUCAUGGAAUGUACAUUCUAUUGUGGGUUCUAAGGAUAAAGGCGUAAGUGGUGUGCAUGAGAUAGCAAGCCCUGUACAGAAAUGGGGUUACCAUCAAAGAUCUCCAGAGCUGGAUUUCUCUGAAAGAUCAGUGAAGUUGCCAUCUGGAGUGAAGGAGAAUACGCUCAAAGCCAAAUUGCUUGAAGCAAGGUUAGAAGGGCAGCAGGCUCGGCUAAGAACAUCAAGGGGCUCAUGAGUUUUAGGAUGAUAUUCUCCUACCACUGUUAAGUGGCAAUUUUUGAGCCUAUGCAGUUCUGGCUGUCUAUGUUCAGUCUGUGCAUGAAUGCAAUUCUGUUUUGGAAUAACCUGCUUGUAGAUAUAACCUUCUGUGAUUGUGCAGCCUUUGUUUUUAGCUUUGCUUUUCAAUACAAGGAGAAAAUGAUUAGAGCAUCGCACCGCAA
Molecule: messenger RNA, 2443 nt
Organism: Nymphaea colorata (pocket water lily)
Lineage: Eukaryota; Viridiplantae; Streptophyta; Magnoliopsida; Nymphaeales; Nymphaeaceae
Exons: 3
Coding region: 97-2238 (713 amino acids)
Source: RefSeq, a predicted model, not a curated record